Molecule: messenger RNA, 157 nt
Organism: Symbiodinium pilosum
Lineage: Eukaryota; Dinophyceae; Suessiales; Symbiodiniaceae
Source: the annotation of a GenBank genome assembly
GUCCUGCUCUGCCAGCCUUGCGGUGCCAUCCUGGCUGCCCUUCGCGAGAUCAUCAUGAAGCUGGAGAAGAAUAUCCAGGAGACGGAGCAUGCGUCUGAGGAAACUGGAGGCCAUGUGGGGGAAGAGCCCGAGCCAGAGCAAGAGAUGGAUCCUGCAG